Molecule: messenger RNA, 2787 nt
Organism: Epinephelus moara (kelp grouper)
Lineage: Eukaryota; Metazoa; Chordata; Actinopteri; Perciformes; Serranidae
Gene: oxtra
Product: oxytocin receptor a
Exons: 2
Coding region: 117-1298 (393 amino acids)
Biological process (GO): maternal process involved in parturition; regulation of systemic arterial blood pressure by vasopressin; G protein-coupled receptor signaling pathway
Cellular component (GO): membrane
Molecular function (GO): peptide binding; vasopressin receptor activity; oxytocin receptor activity
Source: RefSeq, a predicted model, not a curated record
ACACCUGUGAGGAGGACGCACCGAAGACUUUGUCACUUAAGACCCUUUAAGUGACUGUUCCAGUCAUUGCAUGACUGCACAACCCUGACGCAUCUGCAGAAGACAAGACUGCGGCAAUGGAGAGUAUUUCUAAUGAUAGUGACUUCUGGCAAUUUAACGAAUCCUGGAGGAACUCAAGUCUCGGUAACGGGACCGGUUGGUUGAACCAGACGAACCCUCUUAAGCGGAAUGAAGAGGUGGCGAAGGUGGAGGUGACUGUGCUCGCCCUGGUGCUGUUUCUGGCGCUGGCGGGGAACCUGUGCGUCCUGCUGGCCAUCCACACCACCAAGCACAGCCAGUCGCGCAUGUAUUACUUCAUGAAGCACCUGAGCAUCGCUGAUCUAGUUGUUGCGAUUUUUCAAGUUCUCCCUCAACUUAUCUGGGACAUUACAUUUCGCUUCUAUGGACCCGACAUUUUGUGCAGGUUGGUGAAAUACCUACAGGUCGUUGGGAUGUUCGCCUCCACUUACAUGUUAGUUUUAAUGUCAGUGGACAGGUGUUUGGCAAUUUGUCAGCCUCUUCGUUCUUUGCACAGGAGAAAAGACCGUUACUAUGUCAUCUUCUCCUGGGUCCUGAGCCUGCUCUUCAGCAUCCCGCAGAUGUUCAUUUUCUCCCUGAUCGAGGUUGGCUCGGCCGGAUCAGGAGUGUAUGACUGCUGGGGAGAUUUCGUGAAGCCUUGGGGAGCCAAGGCAUACAUCACAUGGAUCAGUCUCACCAUAUACAUCAUUCCAGUGGCGAUACUGAGCAUUUGCUACGGGCUGAUAAGCUUCAAAAUAUGGCAAAACUUUAAACUGAAAACCAGGCGGGAGCAGUGUAUAAGCCUGACGCCCAAAGCCUCCAAAUGCAACACACUGGCUCGCGUGAGCAGCGUGAAGCUCAUCUCCAAGGCGAAGAUAACCACAGUGAAAAUGACUUUUGUGAUCGUCUUGGCUUAUAUCGUCUGUUGGACACCCUUUUUCUCUGUUCAGAUGUGGUCUGCGUGGGAUCCAGCAGCGCCCCGUGAGGCCAUGCCCUUCAUCAUCUCCAUGCUGCUGGCCAGCCUCAACAGCUGCUGCAACCCCUGGAUCUACAUGUGCUUCGCCGGGCAUCUGUUCCAGGAUCUUAGGCAGAACUUUCUGUGCUGUUCCACUCGCUACCUCAAGUCAUCCCAGUGCCGCUGUGAGCGUGACUUUGACUCCAGUCACAAGAGCAACUCCUCAACCUUUGCCAUCAAAAGCACGAGCAGCCAGAGGAGCAUUACACAGACUUCCACCACAUAAGCACCUAGCUUCCUUCCCUUCUCUUUCUCCAACCCCCCACCCUCCCCGCCUUCCCCCACAUGCCGUCGCCCAUAAAAAAAUUCAGCAGUUCAACUCUUUCGGAUACCUCUCGCCUUGAGGCUUGCUGUCCAAGCCCUGAAGGGAAAAAUACAACAAAAGUCUUAAUUCUUUUAUUUACAGUACUUUACAGUAUAAAGUGGAAAUUGAAUUGUGAAAUAGAAAAAUGUACAGAAUAUUAUUAAGGGUGCAAUAUGUUGGUCAUAAAGACGGGCAAGAUAAUCAAGCUGAGCAAUCACCUGAAUCUUUCUCUUUGUUUUUACAUUAUUCUUGUGUGAGAUGUACAGUAUAUAUUUACAUAUUUGAAGUGCAGAGAAAGGAAAUGAGAAUAUUUUUGAGCACUGUAAACCUUGACCGACCACACUAAUGGUUCAGUUGUUGUCACCAGCAAAGCUUGUGGAUCCUGUUUGUCUGUGUUAUGAUGAAAUUGCUCACCUGUUAUAAAUAUUGUGUAUGAGGUCGUUCACUUUGUUACGUUUGCAAUGGGUUGCAUACAUGUAAACUGUUACUUGAUUUGUUGUUAGAUGUGAGAUGUCAUGGCUGUCACUGGUAAAGAUUUUAAAAAUGCUUAAAAAAAAAUAAAGAGCGAAAGCAGCAGAAAAGCUGUGACCACUUUAUUGUUUACACCUAGUCGAUGCUCAUUAGAGCUUAUUGCCUCCCAAAAUUCUUGGCAAGGUUGCUGGAAAUAUACCAGACAAUGAAUCAACAACGUCACUGAGUUCCUGCAAAUUUUUGGCAGCACAUCGAAACUUUUGACUUCCUGUUCAGCCUCAGCGCCAAAAUGCAUGUCUGGCUUGAGAUGUGGAGACUCUGCAGAACACUGGAGUGAGCUAAAGUGAGGUAUCUUGGGGUGCUUAUUGUUGAGUGACAUGGUGCAGUGUCCCACAGGAAGUGAUGAUAAAGGUAAACUGUGGUGAUGAAUUCCCUCGAGAAUUCUUUGUUGCAAAGCUGAUUAAGUCUGAGGUUGUUGUGUUGAUAUUCAUUGUAAAAGUUUCACGUGUAUGAGCCAUCUAGGAUUUGAACCUUUGUUAUUAUGAUUACAGCACAUCAGCUGUCACUGUCAAUAAUGAGAAGUGACCUGAAUAAAAGCAAAAGCUUCACAAUAAAACAACUCAAACAUCUCUGAUAUCAGUGGACUCCGUUUAUAAGUUUAUAAUGUAAGACAGGCUGAGACAGCUUUCAACUCUAUUAUUAUUCAGCUCUUCUGGAUAACUUUUCUCUUUCCCACUUCACUGCACUUUGGACAUAGAUUUCGGGAGUAAUGUCGCCUUCAAUAUUUAGAGCAUGUGCAUUUUUCCCCCACAAUAGAAACAUGGAAGUAGCAGAGGACUUUGAUGCAGGAAGUCAAGUGUUUGAGGCUCUGACACUGGCAGAGGACGCCCAAACCCUCCAUGUGUCCCCUAGUGUUGAAACAAAAUCUACACCCUUGACU